GCAGUGGGAUCUAAACAAGCAUCAAGAACCGCCGCUCUCCCUCCAGCAGGACGCAGGAGAAUGUUCCGAGGUUUAGACAGACAGUGAGACAGCCAUACAGACAGAAAAACAGACAGACAUGGGUCGCUACACGGGUAAGACCUGCCGCCUGAUCUUCAUGCUGGUGAUCACCGUGGUGUUCUUCGUGGCGGAGAUCGUGGCGGGCUACGCGGGGAACUCCAUCGCGCUGGUCUCGGACUCCUUCAACAUGCUGUCCGACAUGGUGUCGCUGUGCGUGGGCUUGAUGUCCGCCCGCCUGUCGCGCCGCAGCGGCUCGGAGCGCUGCUCCUACGGCCUGGGCCGGGUGGAGGUGGUGGGCGCGCUCUCCAACGCCGUGUUCCUGACCGCCCUCCUCUUCUCCAUCUCCGCCGAGGCCGUCAAGCGCCUCAGCCGGCCCGAGCCCAUCGACGACCCGUUACUGGUGCUGGUGGUCGGCUCGCUGGGGCUGGCGGUCAACGUGGUGGGGCUCGUCAUCUUCCAGGACUGCCGGUGGCUGUGCGGGAAAAACCGGCGGGGCGCGGGAGACAAGACCGAAGAGAAACCGGUCAUGAACGGCGAAGCAGGGCCCCUCGCCCAUGAGGCUGAUUCACCGCAGAAAGAUAAGAACCAAAGUGAAGGACAACCACUAAACAUACGAGGAGUUUUACUCCACGUGCUGAACGAUGCGCUGGGCUCCGUGGUGGUGGUGGUGGCCUCUGUACUGUUUUAUGUGUGGCCCCUACCCCCCGACGCCCCCUGCAACUGGCAGUGCUAUGUGGACCCCAGCCUGACGCUGGUGAUGGUGGUCAUCAUCCUGGCGUCGGCCAUUCCUCUGAUGAAGGAAACCACUACAACUCUGCUGCAGAUGACCCCACCGGACAUGACUGUUUCCACCAUAUUGGAGAAGGUACGCCGGUUGCCCGCAGUGCUCAGCGUCCACGAAGCUCACGUGUGGGAGUUAGUCAAGGACCGCAAUGUAGCCACCUUGCACGUCAAAGUGAACUCAGAAUUCAACAAGUUUGAACUCAAGAGCCUCCAAUCCCAGAUCAGGGAGGUCUUCCACAAUGCUGGCGUUCACAGCGUCACAAUCCAGGUGGAGAUCAGCGACGGUGAACUGGACAGCAGCCAGUGUAGCAACCCCUGCAUGUCCAGCGACUGUCUCAAACUGUCCUGCUGCCCCACUGAGCCUACAUUAGCGUCAGACAGCAGGGUGGACCAGUCCAGCAUCCCCUUGGGAGAAGUGUCAAUAGACUUGGGCGAUGGUAAUACAAAUCUGCUUCGGGAACGAGACACUAAACACAUAAAAGUCACAGGGAAAGUCACAGAAACCACCAAGUUUUAAACCUCGAGGGCUGGCUUCUCAGGUCAGGGCGUGGUCUAUUCCUUGACUCAAAGAGUUUUGAGUUCCUAUUUUUUUUUCUUUUUCUUUUAGCCAAAGAAUAUGGCUGCCGUCACUCUGAGAAGCUGGCCCUGAAUGCUUCAGACUGAAGCAAAAACAAAGCAAAAGAGCAAGAGACAAAAACAGGCACCUCAGGGAGAGUUAUAGAUAGUUAUAGACCUUCCACUAAUGAGUGCAAUGUUCAAACUACUACUGUAUUUAUUAACCUGCUGCGCUUGUACUCAGACAGACUGAUAGAGAGAUCGAGUAGUUAGGCUUUACAAAUCAAUUACAAUCCGUUUCCUGCUGCACUCGUUGAAAGCUGUAAGCAAGGCGAACAGUGCUGGAAACCAACUGCUGAUAGAAACUAGUGAGAUUCUUCUUAUUCAUCAUUUAUUUCUAAUUUUAUACUGUUAUAUACACUUUCAUGUUAUUUUUUCUACAAAUGAUAGCAGCAGAACAGCUUCAGUGAAAAGUGCUAUUGUUGAAGAUUAAGUGUAAUGUUAGAACUGGGUGGUGUAGCAUAGUGGAUAACAAGACUACCUACUGUCCCUGUGCUAGAGAGUAGGGUUUUAUUCCCUGGCAAUUCCACUCAAACCUACCAUGCAUGCUACACACUAAGAAAAGCAAGUACAGAUUUGUACUUAAAAGAGUACAAAGCUUGUCGCUGGGGCUGUACCUUAUAUUGAGGUACAAAAAAGUACCUUUCAGUGAAAGUCCUUUUUUGUACCCCUGUUUUUUUGUGCCAGUAAAGAUUAUAAAGAUUAUAAUCAUCAUCAUCAACUGAAUAUGUAUCAAGAACCUGAUGAUCCAAAAUUGUGUGGCUUUCAAAUGAAAAAUGUAUAAGUAAAAUAUAGAUUGUUUAUUAGAACAGUGAUACAGAAUACAGAAUGUACCUUUUAGCUGGAUAAAUGGUACAAAUCUGUACUUACUGCUGUUAGAAAAGACUUUGUACUUCAAAGGGAACACAAUUGACCCUGUAAAGACCAAUAUUGUACCAUUGAGGAUACAAUUAUAAAGAGUGUACCUUUGAGUACAAAAAAGUACUUAUAUAUCGUACCUCUGUUUUUUAAGAGUGUAAUCCACUUAGUGUCUUUAGUCCGUGUUUUUCUUCACAAUCGUAUGAGCAGGCAGACUUUCUGUGGUUUAAUUUGCUAAUUUGUCAUCUACACUCCCGACUAAUCACGGCUUCCCUGUGCGCUACAUGGCAAGCGAAGGGCCUGUUCAAUGACUUCAGUUGUUCGCUUUCCCAAUUAUGCAAUUAUGCUACAUUGUUUGUUGAAGCUAUUUGAACGCCGGCCUUUGUAAGUAAUAUGCUUAGGUAUUAAUGCUAUGUCCAUUUUUCACUUUUUUAAUGCAUCAACUAAAAUAACUCACUGUUUACUUGCUGCCUAAUAUUAGAUCCAAAUUUUUGUGCUUUUCCCAAAGUGCUGCUUAGUGGUGUGUUGGCAAAACCUACCAAAAUCCAAUCUUCUUUAUCAUAGGGUGGUAUGAACAGCAAAAAGCACACUAAAUCUAACGUUUUCCAUAAAGAAAAGCAAGAAAAUGGAAGACAGCAGCGAGUGAGGGUUUCAGUGGUGUAAUAGAAGGAAACAGACAUCAUAAAUAUUUGAUAUCUUUGUACAAACUGAAUUAGAAAGCUUGUCAGUGUUUCCAAAGAAAUUUCGAAAGAAUUGGCCAAUUACAGCCACAAGAGGGCGUGGCUGCCAUAUCAAAGGAUAAUGGCAUAAACGCAAACAGAAGAAGUGGCCCAAUAAAGUGCCUGUUUUACAGUGGAUUAUCGCAAAAAAAGCCCAGCUCUCAGCCGCUGCAUCAGAUUAGGAGCAUGUACUGUGCAGACAGAUGUCAGAUACAGGUGUGAACAACCUUAAAACACCUGUUGAGGAUUUGGGAUUUUGCCUGAUUUACUGGUUGACCUCUUUUGAAGCAUUUUUGGUAGGUACUGACCACUGCAUACAAGGGACAUCAACAUCAAUAUUUCUAUUUCUAUUGAUUUAGAGCGUUUCUGUGUGUCUUUGCUAUCGUAACGAUGGGAAAAGUACACCUAAACUAAUCAACAUUUCCCUUUAAGAGCCAGGUGCACUAUGAAUGACUUUGGCAGAUUGGUAUUUUAACGGCGCAGCACUUCUUAAAAGUGAAAACUGACAUGUGCUUUGUUCACACUGCCUUGCCAAGAUAGCAACGUCUGACUGUUGAAUGUAUGUCUAGGUUUUGUUCAGUCAGUGGCGCAGCUGUGUUUUUUGUUGCCAAGAUAGCAAUACAUCAGAAAUUUACCCAAACUAUUUUCACGAACACUGUUAUUAGUUAAAUGGCUUGAAAAUUGACUGUUCGCAAGGUGUAAUGUAGCAUGUGCAGGGUGUCAAAUAGGAUCCUAUCAGUAUCAGUAACUGAUUGUUCACUUACUGCCUGCCAUAUUCCACCUCAUGACUGGUGAAAUCAAUAGUUAUUCCCGUUAAUUCUCCCCAUUCAAUUUAGCUGAGCCAAUUAACCCACCCACUCACUUACUAGGAUGCUCCGUGAAGAGGGAAAGAGCGCCACCUACCCACCCACAAAGAGCACUGCUAAUUGUGCAUGGCUAUUUGUGUUAUCUGAGGGUAGAUAUGAAGCAAUUCUGAUUCUACUAGACUUUUCACUGAAGCUGUUUUGCAGUUUGAUACAAAUACAAAAAAAGACUGUUUAACAGAAACCUUUGCUGUAGCCUAAGUUUCUAUAAGCUGCUGAUAAAAUGUCUUUCCACACCCCAGCUCAACUUCUCAGCCAGAAAAGUUGAUGUUUGAAGGCCUCAUAAUGAAUUCCCUCAGAAGUGAACAUGUACAUAGUCUGCAUACUUUAUGUAGUGAAUGCAGCCUUGUUCCACUGCCAUCCGUAGCUGUUAGUACUGCUGAUUCACUGCUAAAAAAACAGAAUGUAGCAGUUUUAGCAAUUCCUAAAAAGAAAUUAUAACACUUUCUGGGAAUUCUAUGAGACUUAAUAUUAGACUUAAUAAUCAAAUUCAACACAUAACACAUUAUAAUAAUGCAUUCAUAAGGCAUUAUAAACAUGGUUAUACUGGUUAUAUUUCUGAGAAUGAAUAUCACAUUAUAACCACGUUAACUAUGCACUAUGAACUGGAAUUAAUGUAAUAAUUUAUCAUAAACUGUACUUGUUAAAAUAUGUUACAAAUGUAAAAAUAUUAAAUAAAAUAUUAUAGAUUUGUCACUAUUAAUAGUACAUUCUAAUGAUCUGUCAUUUUACUUAGAGUGUACAGUGACACAUAUAAUAUAAUACAUUUUAAAUUAAUACAAACAAUUAUAAUAUUUAAUAUAAGUACAAUUCAUGAGUGGUUAAAAGUAAUUAUAGCAUGCUUUGUUGAGGUUCGUGGUAUUGAUAUAUGUCAUCUUAUAAACAUCUUAUAAAGUGAUAAUGCAUUAUGAUCACAAUCCAUAAUGCAUAAUAAACCUUUUUUAUAAUAAACUAUUUUUAUAGGCUCUAUGAAUGCAUUAUAUCGUGUUAUAAAUAUGUUUAUAGAGUCUAAUAGACAUGACAUUAAUAGAAAGUGUUACCAAAGAAACUGUCCCUAUGUUUCCUCUCCUUCAGUCUUCAGUACUGCCUCUCUGCUAGCCUCUCUGGUAGCUACAUGGCUAGCCACAAUCAAACGGGAUCACAACUUCCAAUGGUUCUCCAGCUGCUGUAUGAAAAGACACAGGCUGACUUUCCCCGAUAGUGCCUACUACUGUUAUACUACCAUUAUUGUGUCUUGUUUAUUUUUUGUCUUUAAAUGUUAAAAUGGAAAAUUCUUUGAAAUUGUAUUUAAGCUAAAACCAAUGUAACGUUGUAUUUGUAUUCUGAUGAUCGAUCUUUGGACCAGGAUUAAGUACGGUGUACAAUCAUUAGCACUUGAAGGUUGUGCUUGUGACGUUAGAAUGUACUGUAAAUAAUAUUAAAGUGUGUGUUGUUUGUGUAGCAUUGUA
Messenger RNA from Astyanax mexicanus (Mexican tetra), 5346 nucleotides. RefSeq names its product solute carrier family 30 member 10 (gene slc30a10). Gene Ontology annotation, cellular component: membrane. Gene Ontology annotation, molecular function: zinc ion transmembrane transporter activity. The transcript is spliced from 4 exons. Bases 119 to 1360 code for a protein of 413 amino acids. Lineage: Eukaryota; Metazoa; Chordata; Actinopteri; Characiformes; Acestrorhamphidae. Gene Ontology annotation, biological process: manganese ion transport; zinc ion transmembrane transport; detoxification of zinc ion. The record is from RefSeq and is a predicted model, not a curated record.